Molecule: messenger RNA, 1855 nt
Organism: Mangifera indica (mango)
Lineage: Eukaryota; Viridiplantae; Streptophyta; Magnoliopsida; Sapindales; Anacardiaceae
Product: transcription factor bHLH48-like
Exons: 7
Coding region: 430-1488 (352 amino acids)
Biological process (GO): regulation of DNA-templated transcription
Cellular component (GO): nucleus
Molecular function (GO): protein dimerization activity; DNA-binding transcription factor activity
Source: RefSeq, a predicted model, not a curated record
GUUCAUCAUAACGUAGCAGUCAAAGAAAACGGUUUGUCUUUUGGCCGAUGAAUCGAACGGCUGGAUCUGAUUACAUGGAUCUUGAUCUCCGAAAUACAUGUGAAGGUAGGACCCAACCUCACCCGGUCUCUAGUACUUUCUUUCUCCUAAUUUCAACCAACUGGUCCUCUCUGUUGAAGCUCACUACGCUCUUUCUCGUAAAAGAUUCCGUAUAAUUUCGCUCAAAACAUCCAACGGAGAAACGUUGCUUUCUCUCUACUUCAAAUGGCUGAGAAGUAAUCUCCUACACACAGAGAGAAAAAGCAUAACAUAAGCAAACCACAAAGCAAUCAUUUAAACUCUUCUAGUCCGCAUCCCUCUCCUUUUAGACCAUCAAUUUCUCUCAAGUUCUGAACGUCUUUCCAACUGGUUCUUCCUCGUUUUGGUUCAAUGGAACCCAGAUCCAGUGCAAUUGGACCCUCACUUGACCCGAACGCCCUCGAUUCAUUCCAAUUCAACGAAGAAAUUCAACAGUUGAUGGCCGUGCCACAAGAAAAUGCAAGCUCCUUCACUGCACUCCUCGAGCUGCCCACCCCACAAGCCGUGAAACUCCUCCACUACUCUCGUGAUUCCGAGGACUCUGCUGCGCCUGCUUACUCAAACAACCACACAGUCACCGCCGAUGCUCACUGCCCACCCUAUCAUUUCCCCGUUGGAGCAAACUUGACUUUUCCAUCUAACAUAGCUUUGAUUGGACGCGCCGCGAGAUUGAAUGAAAAAAAUAAUAACAGAAAUAACACUCCGGAAACCACGGAGUCGGUGCCGUCAAAUUCAAGCGGGGAUCUCGGGAAAGUAAAGAACGAGCCAGCAGAAUCAGACUCCAACAACCCCAAUUCAUCACCUCCGGCGGAGAAUAAGAGAUCGGUGAAGAGAAAAGAGUGCGAUAAGAAGGUCAAAGUAGCGACAAAGAAGAGCAAAAGCGGUGCAAACGAUAGCAGCGUAGAUGCGCAGAAGCUUCCAUACGUUCACGUUCGAGCUCGUCGUGGUCAAGCCACAGAUAGCCAUAGCUUAGCUGAGAGAGCGAGGAGAGAGAAGAUUAAUGCACGAAUGAAGCUGCUACAAGAACUGGUCCCAGGAUGCGAUAAGAUUUCUGGUACAGCUUUAGUUUUAGAUGAGAUCAUCAAUCAUGUGCAGUUGCUGCAGCGUCAAGUGGAGUUCUUAUCAAUGAGACUUGCAGCAGUGAAUCCAAGAAUUGAUGCCAAUUUUGACAAUAUAUUGGCUUCAGAAAGUGGAUCCUUAACGGACGGUAACUUUUCCAACAUGUCUAUGCCUCUAAUGUCUCCUGAGGUUCAAAUCAAUGCAAGCUGGCAACAAUAUCAACAGCAAUGGCAUUUGAAUGCACAUCAUCAGCCUAUUUGGGGAAGAGAAGAAGAAAGCCAUCACUUUGUUACUCCGGAAAACUCACCUAUGACUCAGCAAAUUCAGCAGCUCUGCACUCAAAUCAAUUGAAAAUGGAGCUAUGAAGACCAAAGAAGUUCCACGGUAGCUAGUAUUGUAUAAAUAUCAGUCACAACUAUAAUAGUUAGUUGAGAGGAUGCCUCAACAUUUUAUUGUAUAAAUAUCAAUCAUAAUUAUAGCAGUUAGUCGAGGGGAGGCCUCAUAAUUUCUCUUGCGUUUUCAUGUCUUCUAUUCAUUGGAGUGAAGAUGGAAACCCAUGUUUCUCUGUAUUGGAGUUUGGAGAUGAGAACGUCUUAUUUAUAUAUAUAUUUGGAUAGAAUCAUUCAAUCUUAUUCAGAAUUCUGAGAUGAUUGAUUUUAUUCAGAAUUCUGAGAUGAUUGAUUGAGUUAUAUCGUAAUAAAAAACUUUUGUGCUGCAA